This is a messenger RNA of Gambusia affinis (western mosquitofish), 3028 nucleotides long. RefSeq names its product LIM homeobox 2b (gene lhx2b). Gene Ontology annotation, biological process: neuron differentiation; regulation of transcription by RNA polymerase II. NCBI's taxonomy places the organism in Eukaryota, Metazoa, Chordata, Actinopteri, Cyprinodontiformes, Poeciliidae. Gene Ontology annotation, cellular component: nucleus. The coding region runs from base 785 to 2038 and encodes 417 amino acids. The transcript is spliced from 6 exons. The record is from RefSeq and is a predicted model, not a curated record. Gene Ontology annotation, molecular function: DNA-binding transcription factor activity, RNA polymerase II-specific; RNA polymerase II transcription regulatory region sequence-specific DNA binding.
UCCACAUGCUCUCUCAGAGCUGCUUCUUUCUCGGUGAAAGUAGACAACUGAACUGUUCCGAUAUCCCGGCAGAGCCAAUGAACACAAGCGCUGCGUCGUGACGCAACAGGGCCCGUAGAUAAGGAGCGGAGGGUUCUACCGGGACCUUAAACGGAGGACCGGCGGGUUUGGGGGGUUCAGCGGACAGUCAGUGAGCGUAAAGCCAGCUCCUCCUCCUCCUCCUCUUCCUCCUCCUCCUCUGCUGCCGUUACGCACACGCAUCUUCAGGCAUGAGCCCAAACAAGAACUAAAACAGGCUGUACAACGGAAAGUGCUGCCCACAGAUUACCGACGGGACUUUAUCACGCAGAGGCCACGUGUUGUUUUUUUUUUUGUUUUUUGUUUUUUUUGUUGUUGUUGUUGUUUUGUUUUGUUUUUUGUUUUCAAUUACUAGUGUUUCUUUUUGUUUUUGUCUGUGGCUGGGGCAAGUAGUUUCCAUCAGCUGCUGUGAGAAUCAAGUUGGACUGUUGAUCCCGCAGGAGGAGAAUCCUUCCUCCCAACCUUUUUUUUUUUCUCUCAAUAGUUGUAUUUUUUGUGUGUGUUAUCUUGUAUAAGCUGCUGCCCAGAGUCACACAGAACAACCCGGAUGGUUGUGCCAGUGCCCCUCCACAGAGCCGACAUCCGAAAACAUUCCUCCCAUCAAGGAGGAGGCUGAGAGCCGUGCAACGGGAGCUUCCCUACUUGCGAGGAAAAGCCCGAAAACUGAGCGUCGCCACUGCGUUCCGGCGCAGGCUCUGCGCCUCUGAUGGACAUCUUGGCUUGCAGAUCCGAAGAGAACAGUUACAACAUCCUCCCCUCUGCGGCAACGAUGCUUUUUCAUGGCCUCCCCGGCGGCGAUGUGCACGGUGUGGUGGAGGAAAUGGAGCGGAGAGGAAAGGGCGAGUCGGCGGCCAUCAGCUCGGCCAUCGAUAUGGGCGAGUCAGAGACGGCCAUGCCCUGCGUGACCAGCGAGCGCGUGGCUCUGUGCGCGGGCUGCGGCAGGAAGAUCGCGGAUCGCUACUACCUGCUGGCCGUGGACAAGCAGUGGCACAUGCGCUGCCUCAAAUGCUGCGAGUGUAAACUCAACCUGGAGUCCGAGCUCACCUGCUUCAGCAAGGACGGAAGCAUCUACUGCAAGGAGGACUACUACAGAAGAUUUUCAGUGCAGAGGUGCGCGCGCUGCCACCUGGGCAUCUCUGCCUCGGAGAUGGUGAUGCGCGCGCGGGACCUUGUCUACCACCUGAACUGCUUCACGUGCACCACGUGCAGCAAGAUGCUGACCACCGGGGACCACUUCGGCAUGAAGGACAGCCUGGUGUACUGCCGCCUGCACUUUGAGACUCUCAUUCAGGGAGAAUACCAGACUCACUUUAACCACGCGGACGUUGUGGCGCACAAGGGCCUGGGCCCGGCCAACGCGCUGGGACUAUCCUACUUUAACGGCGUGGGCACGGUGCAGAAGGGCCGGCCCAGGAAGAGGAAGAGCCCGGGGCCUGGGGCCGAGCUGGCUGCAUACAACGCGGCUCUGAGCUGUAAUGAGAACGACGGUGAGUCCAUAGACCGGGACUCUCAGUACAGCUCCAGUCAGAAGACCAAGCGGAUGCGAACGUCCUUUAAGCAUCACCAGCUGCGAACCAUGAAGUCCUACUUCGCCAUUAACCACAAUCCGGACGCCAAGGACCUGAAGCAACUUGCCCAGAAGACGGGCCUCACCAAGCGGGUCUUACAGGUCUGGUUCCAAAACGCCCGGGCCAAGUUCAGGAGGAACCUGCUGCGGCAGGAAAGCACCGGGGUGGACAAAGCAUCCGACGGUUCCACGCUGCAGGGUGGGACGCCCUCAGGCCCCGCCUCUGAGAUCUCCAACGCCUCCAUGAGCCCCUCCAGCACCCCCACCACCCUCACAGACUUGACCAACCCCACCAUGCCUACUGUCACUUCUGUACUCACGUCGGUGCCGGGCGGUAUGGACGUCCACGAGUGCCGGAGCCCAUCACAGACAACGCUGACCAGCCUCUUCUGAUGGUCAGAGCACUAGCCCCUCACCCCUCAUCAUCACCACCUCUCCCUGCACACUCAGACUUUUUCCACAUCCUUAUUAUCCUUCUGGAUCUAAAAGUGAGCACUGUUAACACCUUAGAACUUUAAAAGACUUAGAACCAUGAAGGAAACAAAAGGACCCCAUUAGAGACUAUCUACAUAGUGAGGCGGCUGGGCCUCACUGAUGGAAUGGUUGUUGUUAUUUUGAUGUUGUCUUGUUGAGAACUGAGGAGAACCGAUUAAAAUUUUUCAAUAUUCACAAAGAGAGACUGCUGAGAAGAAAUGAUUUCAUUUUUUGGGGAAUUUGUUUUUCAGGACAGUAUUUAUGUUGUAAAAGAAUCACUGUUAGAAGGACUGUGAAAGGUCUUUUUUUUUUCAUUGUUUGGAAACCUGAGAUUAAAAUACAGUUUAAAAUAUUCUAUGACUGCCAUGUGCCUUUAACUCCAAUCAGCUCCACUUUUGCUGACUGAAGUCAGUCGAACCUGACUCUCUGUAGGAAAACUGGAUGAGUUAAAUGAGUUCUCUGUGUUUGUGGGCUUCCAGUUUUUUACGUGUCUCAAAAUAAAUGCAUCAAUAUUUCUCUCAUUUGAAGAAAAAUAUACGCUGGAGGGAAUUUUUGUUUAUGAAAUUAAUAUUUAUUCAGAAUUAAUUCCAUUUAAGAAUGAAACUAUAAUCUGAUUAAAGUGAACCAGAAACUAUUCAGAUCCUGUAGCUGAUAGAAGAAAUAUGAUGCAAAAUAACUAGUAACACUGAAACUGAAUAGGACUGUUGCUAGGUACAGUUGUUUGAACCGGAUCCAUAUUUACAGGUAUUACUUAUUUAACAGAAUCAAAGACACACAAAUUUUGAGAAUAUUCGCUUUUGGAACAUUAAACCUUUAUGUUAUUUGUUUUACUUCUUUUGCUGGUGAAGUACUUACUUUGUAGUGGUUGCUGUAAUUAAGACAAAAAAAAUAUCAUGCUUUUCUGGACCA